CACCCUCCCUAGGGGUCUGGGACCUUCCCACUGCUGAAUCACCACCACCCGGCACUCUCCCAAGGCUCAGGGCAGGGGUGGGGACUGCCCCAGCCUGACCCGUUCCAGCUAACCCCUAGCCAGCCUCGGCUACCUCCAGAUCCCCGCGCUGAGCGGAAGGCGGUUCUCAGCCUGCCCGCGGAGGUGGAGCGGCGGGAGUGAGAUAGCAGGAAGAGGACAAACGCCCGGCGCCUAGCUGAGGGCCUCGGCUCGGGUGGGAUGCCGAGUGAAAGCGGGGAGACCCGACCCGGAGAGGCCAGGCCUGAGGGGUCUCAGGGGCCAUAGGGCGAGGGGUGGAGGGCAAAGCUUGCAGAAGGGUGGGGGCGAGAGGCCGCCGACUUCCUGGUCCGCCCCGGCCCGGCCGGCCCGCCCCCGCGCCCCGCCCCGGCCCGGCCCCCACUCCCCCCACUUCCUCCGGCCUCCAGCUCUCACUUCCUUCUUGAGUCCAGAGCCGCCGCCGCCGCCCCCAGCUCCCCCGUCGCGGGGAGGGCACCAGGUCACUACUUCCAGUGGGGUCCAGAAGAGGGAGGAGGCAGUGCCUCCACUCCCACAGCUUUAUACACAAUGCAGAGCAUCAAGUGUGUGGUGGUGGGUGAUGGGGCCGUGGGCAAGACAUGCCUUCUCAUCUGCUACACGACUAAUGCCUUCCCCAAGGAAUACAUCCCCACUGUGUUCGACAAUUACAGCGCCCAGAGUGCAGUUGAUGGGCGCACAGUGAACCUGAACCUGUGGGACACUGCGGGCCAGGAGGAAUAUGACCGCCUGCGCACCCUUUCCUACCCUCAGACCAACGUCUUUGUCAUCUGUUUCUCCAUUGCCAGUCCACCCUCCUAUGAAAAUGUGAGGCACAAGUGGCAUCCAGAGGUGUGUCACCACUGCCCCGAUGUCCCUAUCCUCCUGGUGGGCACCAAGAAGGACCUGAGAGCCCAGCCUGAUACCCUACGGCGCCUCAAGGAGCAGGGUCAAGCACCCAUCACACCGCAGCAGGGCCAGGCACUGGCCAAGCAGAUCCAUGCUGUGCGCUACCUUGAGUGCUCGGCGCUGCAGCAGGACGGCGUCAAGGAGGUGUUUGCAGAGGCUGUCCGGGCAGUGCUCAACCCAACACCGAUAAAGCGUGGGCGGUCCUGCAUCCUCUUGUGACCCUGGCAUUCAGCUUGGAGGCUACCCCUUGUCCCCCCACCAGUUGUGCCUUGGCGCCUUGUCUGCCCCCCAGCUGUGCCUUAAGGACUAAUUCUGGCACCCCUUGCCAGGGGACUCCCUGAUUGCCUUUUAUUCCUUAAGGAGGUACACGGGGAAAGGGGCUUUGGGCCCUGCCCCACUCUGCUUGGGAAUAUCAAGUAUUCCAUGAGUUCACCUAAGCCGGGUUGACCCUUCCAAGAGGCCAGCCCAGUGCUUCCCUCCAUUUCCUGCUACUGACCAGUUCAUCCAGCUUUCCACAGAGUUGCUGCCUGUUGUGGUGUCUCUUCUCAGGUUAGGGGCUCUAACCUCUGCCUUUGCUCUUGGAGUAGGCACUCCAAGACAUCCCCCCAACAAAGGAGGAGCCACAGAACCCUGAGAAGAAAAAUGCCCUAACCUGCCCCAUGUGCCCAGGCCUCAUGCGUCUGCUGACUGACUCAGGCCCCAUGCUCCUGGGGGCCUUUCCUACCCCAUCAGCAUCAAUAAAACCUCCUGUCUCCAUUG
Microtus oregoni (creeping vole) is the source of this 1719-nucleotide messenger RNA. RefSeq names its product ras homolog family member G (gene Rhog). Gene Ontology annotation, biological process: establishment or maintenance of cell polarity; actin filament organization; small GTPase-mediated signal transduction. Gene Ontology annotation, cellular component: plasma membrane; cell projection; cell cortex. NCBI's taxonomy places the organism in Eukaryota, Metazoa, Chordata, Mammalia, Rodentia, Cricetidae. The transcript has 2 exons. Gene Ontology annotation, molecular function: GTP binding; GTPase activity; protein kinase binding. The record is from RefSeq and is a predicted model, not a curated record. The coding region runs from base 604 to 1179 and encodes 191 amino acids.